This is a messenger RNA of Vigna radiata var. radiata (mung bean), 485 nucleotides long. RefSeq lists its product as uncharacterized. The transcript has 4 exons. Bases 159 to 485 code for a protein of 108 amino acids. Lineage: Eukaryota; Viridiplantae; Streptophyta; Magnoliopsida; Fabales; Fabaceae. The record is from RefSeq and is a predicted model, not a curated record.
UGAGAUGUGAUGCGACAGCGUACUAUGAUAACAGUAAUCUUGAGAUGGAAACGAAUUACAACCAUAUAAUGAAUACGAACUCAAAAUUUCAUAUAUAUCUUAAUAUGACAGAUGAAACUGAACGAGCCAACUUCACUGAAUAGUUUGCGUGGAUAACAAUGGCUUCUAUUCUCUCUCUGCCUUUUUCUUCUGCUUCCACUGUUGGAAGCUGGUGGAGGAGUCAAACCUGUGCCGCAAGUUACUGUUCAAGUUCUUACCAGACAAAAGCAUCAUGGUACAAAACUGAGAAAAUUCAGAAUGCAUGUUCUACAGUGAGGCAGCAGCAGCAGCAUGAUUUGAAGCAUCAUUAUAGAGGUAUUGAGACAUUAAGCAUAAUUUCUGUGUCUCUUCUAGCAGUGGAAAAAUUAUCAGAUAUUUCUCCCGCAUUUUUUGUUGGUUUGUUGGAGGUGGGUCUCAAAUUUGUUUGUUUGUUUAAAAUUAUCUGA